UUAGGGUUUCCUUGGCGGCUGCGAUUUAUUUUAGGCUUUUUUGGCCCAAUCAAAACUACAUGGGCCAGACUUACGUGACCCAAUAAACUACUUUGAUUACAAUAUUAAAACAUAUCUUUUCCAUUUCUGGCUACACCAAUCCAUAAACACUAAAAAGGGAAAGAACGAUGGCGUUUGAGCUCGUGUUCAUACCGUCGCCGGGAAUUGGUCAUCUCCGGUCAACAGUCGAGUUAGCAAAGCAACUCGUCAACAGCAACGAUCUCCUUUCAAUCACCAUAAUCAUCAUUCCUCACUCUUCCGGUAAAGACGCCGGCAGCGACUCUAUCGCAUCCCUCUUCACGGCGGCUCGAGACCGCCUCCGGUACAUCACCAUCUCCGUCGCUGAAAAACAAACCGGAGAUUCACUACCGGCUCAAUUCUACAUCAAGAAUCAAAUCCCGCAAGUGAGAGAGGCGGUGGCGAAACUCUUGGACGGCUCGCCGUCGUCGCGCCUCGCCGGAUUCGUUGUGGACAUGUUCUGCACCUCGAUGGUGGAUCUAGCUAACGAGUUCGGAGUCCCGAGUUACAUGGUGUACACAUCGAACGCUACGUUUCUUGGGAUCACGCUCCAUCUCCAGUCCAUGUUGGACGAAGAAAAGUAUGACGUCAGCGAGCUGGAUGACUCAGUGAGCGAGUUGGAGUUUCCGUGUUUGACUCGUCCUUAUCCUGUGAAAUGUCUUCCCUAUAUCUUCGCCUCGAAGCAGUGGCUACCUUUCUUCUUGGACCAAGCAAGAAACUUCAGGAAAAUGAAGGGUAUUUUGGUCAAUACAGUUGCUGAGCUGGAACCUCACGCUCUGAGACUUUUCUCCAGUGGUGGUGGUGAUGGUCAUCUUCCUCAAGCUUAUCCUGUAGGACCAGUGUUGCAUCUGGAAAACGGAACUAACGAUUCCACUGACGAGAAACGAUUGGAGAUUCUGUCGUGGCUCGACGAGCAACCAGAGAAAUCGGUUUUGUUCCUCUGUUUUGGGAGCAUGGGAGGUUUCAACGAGGAGCAAACGAGAGAAAUCGCCACCGCGCUUGAUCGAAGUGGACACCGGUUUGUCUGGUCUCUCCGUCGCGCAUCGCCGGAUAUAUUGAAGGAGCCUCCCGGAGAUUACACGAAUCUCGAGGAAGUGUUACCGGAAGGGUUUUUGGACCGGACUUCGGAGAGAGGGAAGAUAAUCGGAUGGGCUCCACAAGUGGCGGUGCUAGCAAAACCGGCGAUCGGAGGAUUCGUCACUCACUGUGGAUGGAACUCGAUGCUUGAGAGCUUGUGGUUCGGCGUUCCGAUGGUGACGUGGCCGUUGUACGCCGAGCAGAAGGUGAAUGCGUUCCAGAUUGUGGAGGAGCUGGGAUUGGCGGUGGAGAUAAAGAGGUUCUUUAGGGGAGAUUUGUUGGCCGGAGAGAUGGAGACGGUUACGGCGGCUGAUGUAGAGAGAGCGAUAAGGAUUGUGAUGGAGAAGGAGAGUGACGUUAGGACUAGAGUGAAGGAGAUGUCUGAGAAGUGCCACGUGGCGUUAAUGGACGGUGGAUCUUCGAAGGCGGCUUUGCGAAAGUUUAUUCAAGACGUGAUAGAGAAUGUUGUGGCUUAAAAAUUGGAUGGUGCGAAUAUGUGGAGGAAAGUGAAAGGGAAAUGGAGACUUUCACGUUGAAUUCGAGAUAUGAUGGCUUUUAGUUCCAAAGUGGUUAUGUUUUAUUUUAUUUUUUUUCUGUUUGGGUGUAUUUUUCCGGCCAACGUGGUUAUUUUGAAUUGUUGUCACAUUUUCUUCAAUUUGUCCCAUAAAAAGGUUUAGUUUUGUAUAUGCAAAGGUGUCUUAAGAUAUUUAUAGGAGAACCUUUUAAGAGUUAAACGUA
Messenger RNA from Eutrema salsugineum, 1872 nucleotides. Its product is annotated as UDP-glycosyltransferase 71B5. NCBI's taxonomy places the organism in Eukaryota, Viridiplantae, Streptophyta, Magnoliopsida, Brassicales, Brassicaceae. The record is from RefSeq and is a predicted model, not a curated record. Gene Ontology annotation, molecular function: UDP-glycosyltransferase activity. The transcript has a single exon. The coding region runs from base 168 to 1610 and encodes 480 amino acids.